CCGGGGGACCCCGCGAUGCCGGUCCGCACCGAGUGUCCCCCGCCGACCGGUGCCUCGGCCGCCUCCGCGGCCUCCCUCAUCCCACCGCCGCCCAUCAACACGCAGCAGCCCGGCGUGGCCACCAGCCUGCUAUACAGCGGCUCCAAGUUCCGUGGCCACCAGAAGAGCAAGGGGAACUCGUACGACGUGGAGGUGGUGCUGCAGCAUGUGGACAUGGAAAACUCUUACCUUUGUGGAUACCUGAAAAUCAAAGGCCUUACUGAGGAGUACCCAACGCUUACAACCUUCUUUGAAGGAGAAAUAAUCAGCAAAAAACACCCUUUCUUAACUCGAAAGUGGGAUGCAGAUGAAGAUGUUGAUCGAAAACACUGGGGCAAGUUUCUGGCUUUUUAUCAGUAUGCAAAAUCGUUUAAUUCUGAUGACUUUGAUUAUGAAGAACUGAAGAGUGGGGAUUAUGUCUUCAUGAGGUGGAAGGAGCAGUUCCUGGUCCCAGACCACACGAUUAAAGAUAUCAGCGGUGCUUCCUUUGCUGGGUUCUACUACAUCUGCUUCCAGAAGUCGACGGCCUCCAUCGAGGGCUACUAUUAUCAUCGGAGUUCAGAAUGGUACCAGUCCCUCAAUCUGACUCAUGUUCCUGAACACAGCGCACCCAUUUAUGAAUUCCGGUGACAACGGUUCAGAACAGCCACCAAAUAAAACUUAACUUGGCAAAAAGAGCUUUGCCAAGAAAAUGUGUACCUGCCAGAACCAGGAGGACAUGUGUUCCUGUCUCUUCAGAGUAGACUGCACCAGAGAGCAUGAGCGUGAGCCCACAGACACUGGGAAGCACAGCCGAUGCCGGCAGGUGAAGGGCUCCUCGCUCUGCCUUCCUCUCUGUGGCUACUUGGUCUUAAUCUGUUUUUAAGCUACCUUAAAUGCACUUUUCCUUCUUGCUCAGCUAACUUCUGUAUCACUGAAAUGCCCAUUCCUUCCUCAUCCCAGCCUCCAGCUGCGGAGGACAUCAGCUCCCUGGAUCACCUUUGGCCUUGGUGCUCAGUGGUUCCUACUCCUCUGCCCACCUCAGAGCCAACUGACGGGCCUGGGCCCUCCCCUCCCCAGUCAUUUGGGCUGGUAGCUCAGAGAAGGCCGAGCCCAAGCCACCUGUGCCCUCAGAGCUCUGCGGGGAGCUGGCAAGCCGGCCUGGCCAGCCUAAUCAGUCUCAGUUCUGAUUGGUCAGUGGGGUCAGUUAGUGCCGCCCAGCCAUGACGUAAGCAGCACAAAGCUAAUAAGUGGCUGUGGGUUCCGGGCCUGCCAUGGUGGUCACUGAAUUUAAGGCUUCCAGGUCCCCGGCAGGAGCAGAUUCCAAUCCUGCCUGCUCAGUACCUUUGCUCCAAACUUUUGAACUUGAGGGCAGUACUAAACUUAAUGAAAAUAAGAGUUUUUUAUUACAAAAUUAUUUUUAUGGUCCUUGAACAAGGACCCUUGGCAAAUGCACAAUUAUUCAGAAUUACAUUUUAUCGUUUUCACAUUGAAAACAACAAAUGUUGACUUAGUAAUUUUUAUACCUAUAUCUAUAUGUAUGUGUAUAUUUAAUCAACCAGCAGUUUUGAAACUAGUCAUCCUGGUACAAAAGUUUUGCAGCAUUGCAUAAAUUAUAGUACUAAACACGAGAGCUGUUCGGGGGCCAGUUUAGCAUUUGUACCCUCCUCCUUUUGCUGCUUCAGACAGCAGUCUUCCUGGCAGCCUUCUGUAUCUGGCAGAAGGAGCAGAGGUUCUCCUGAAAUACGGGGGUGUGGGGAGGGGCGGGAAUAUGAACACGCUCAAGUAACUCGAGGCUCGUGCCAAAGUGUGUGUGUGCGCGCUUUGUUUUGUUUUUUAAAUGUUGAAAAAGCUUAAUAGGUUGGCAUCAGCUAUAGCCCACAAAGAUGGGCAGGGCUUUGCAGGGGUUGGCAUUUUCUGGUGGCUUAUAAGACUUCCUCAGAGUACAAGAGGAAAAGCUUUAAGACAGAAGAGCAUUAGAACCCAGGGGAGCAGAGGAACUUGAAGGUUGCCUGUCCACUGGUCUGAGAAAACAAAGCCUUUGGGUUAGAUGAGUACUGAGGAAAUCUUUUUAUUGUUAAAAUAAAGUGACUUUCCUUUUAAUGAUACAGUACUGUAUAUUACUGAGACAGAGUAUUAGGGGAGGCUUACAUGAGACAGAUGUGGAGCAGUAGUCAGCGGACCCUUAUCAUAAAAUCUGUGCAGGAGUGUGACAACCCAUUUAGUAAGGUCAGAGCCUUGGAACCCUAAAAAUUUGUCCUAGUGUCUUAGGUGGGAAAUAACUCACAUCUGUUCCCAGAGAUGAGUCAGAAAAGUUUUCUUGAUUUUGAAAUUUAAAAGAAGACUGGCUCUGGCCAAACCCAGCUGAUUCCACACAGAUGAGCGGGUGGGUGCACCACUGUAGCUGCAGAGUUACCCUGGUGAACUUUGUAUAGGAGUCAGGGCCGGGCCAGGGCUGUGCUGGUUUCUUGAUUCCCACAGGCCCUUUGGUUUCCUGUCAGUUCUCUCUGUGGCCCGCUGGUCAGUAUCUCCUGUGUUUUGCAAGCCUCCUCUGAAGACGCAGGCCCUGCUCAGGGCCCUGGGGGUGAGGCCACCCUCCAGGCUUGCUGGGGGCAGGUAUAUGUGUCUUUGAGGGGUAGGUUGAGUAGGCAGGGAGGGAUAUUUGCAAGAAUUGCUGAUGUUCAGCUAGCCAAAUGGGAAUAAGCAAGGUUCUAUUGUAGGGUUUUUAUUGUUUGUUUGUUUUUUUUAAGUUAGGUGAUGAGAUGUACCAGUUGUGUUGGGGAAAAAUGAAGAAGUGAUACCCUUAACAGAUCUUUUGGCCACAUCUGUGAUGAAUUCUGCCCACCAUGGAUAGGGAAGGGAUUAAGUAUUUCUCACCUCUGCUCAGAAACUCACAGCUGAUUGACAUUGACCCCUCCUUCCCUCAGAGAGCUUACUUCUUCCAGCCAGUUCCCAAAGGAACUUCGGGGAGUUAGCCCCAUUUGUAGUUACUUUUACUCUUUUCUGAACCUUCUCAGUGGUUUACAUGACUCUGCUACUAUGUGCAAUAUUUUUGGUUGACGUUUGUAUCCAUCAUUAAGAAGGUAGUACAGAUUGCAGAUUUUCUGCCAUCUUCCUCUACACCAAACAGACCCGACAGGAGGUGGGUCCUCAGAAUUGGCUGCUCUUCCUCCUUUGCUCAGAAAGCUUCCAUCUGUGCUCCCCCAGCCUGGUCACUUGCCAGGCUGGAGUUAUUCCCAUCCUUCACCAUUAUAGACCGUUUCUGCUGCCGUCCAAAAGUGACUAAACAAUGCCUAAUGCUAAGCAGAAAGUCCGUGUGUGCUGGUUUUGUUUGGGGACGUUGGAAUCACAGACUCCAGAGGAGCACAGAGAUGUUCCAAUGUCUUUGCUUUUAGAAACAGGGAAUUUAUGUUCUCUCUAAGGCCUUGAAUUGAGUUUUUCUUUUCCACAUAAAAUAGUCUGAUAAGCUAAUUUUCUAGAAAGAAACGCCAUUGAGUAUGUUGUAUUGUGGUUUAAAAUUACUAACACAUUCUGAAGAAGAGAAAUAAGAUUUGAUUUGGAAUCUCACAUGUUUUUAAAAAUUAGAUUUGAAUGGGCGCAAGGUUUGACUAUUUUGUUUCUUUAUGGAGGACAUGUGGAAAGAGUUCGAGGGUUUGGAAUUGGAGAAGUAUUUUGCAGAGCUAUCAAUGUCCAGAUAAUUUUUAAAAAUAAAUAAAGGUAUUUAAGCAGUGAA
Messenger RNA from Loxodonta africana (African savanna elephant), 3751 nucleotides. RefSeq names its product GID complex subunit 4 homolog (gene GID4). The record is from RefSeq and is a predicted model, not a curated record. NCBI's taxonomy places the organism in Eukaryota, Metazoa, Chordata, Mammalia, Proboscidea, Elephantidae. Gene Ontology annotation, cellular component: GID complex. Gene Ontology annotation, biological process: protein catabolic process in the vacuole; negative regulation of gluconeogenesis; proteasome-mediated ubiquitin-dependent protein catabolic process. The transcript is spliced from 6 exons. Bases 16 to 669 code for a protein of 217 amino acids.